AUGUACGCGAUCGCCGGUACCGAUAUGUAUAUCAAAUCGCAUCAACUGACGGAGAAUCGGUGCACUCAGGCAUGGAGAAGGAAAGUUGUGUAUACAUGUGUACCAGCCGCGUACGAUUUGCAAUACAGCCAGCUAGCAAAAUGGUCCCAUGACGACAUAGCCGUGCUCAAAGUUGAGAAACCGUUUCUCUUCGAAGGUAGAGCAUGGCGGGAGUGUAAAUACAAACCCGCCAUAAUUCCUAUAAACUUUGACCUGGAGUACGAGCAACCUGGAACGGACGCUAUUGUGCUUGGAUGGGGACAUACGAUGGAAUGGCGAUCGCCAAACUCCACCGUCGAUUUAAAUCAAAAGAAGCUUCAGUACACCUCAGUAUCAAUACUUGAUCGGGAGGAAUGCAAGAAGCACUUCACAAACACGGAUAUGGGAAAACAAAUCGACGAUUAUAUGAUUUGCACGUAUCACGAUGGCAAACUGGACGAUUCCGGAAAAAUAAUUACUUCACGGAAAUAUUAUCAUCGUCGUAAGAGUAACACGACUGUACCCUGGGAACGUCGACGUAGCAGUAGUAGGAGAAAUGGAAUCUGUCAGAACGAUCACGGCGGUCCGCUUGUCACUUGGAUCAAUGGUACGGAGCACGUCAUCGGAAUAGCCUCCGUGUUCCGCGUGGACCAGCAUUCGCAAUGCAUCGGACCCUUCCUCUACACCAGCACCGCGAGGAAUAAGGAGUUCGUGAACUGCAUUCUGAAAGACUUGAUACACACUGAUGAUAUUGAAAGAAGAAGGUCGGUAUGCGACCAGCCGGAGGGCGCAAAAAGUUUAGUUAUACUUCGUCGAUACAUAAAGUGGACUGAAAACACACGUGGCAGUUUGUCGUCAAACCUCAAUAUAAGGCCUCAAAUACCGAUUAGUCAAUAUACAGGAAAAUAA
Molecule: messenger RNA, 927 nt
Organism: Pararge aegeria (speckled wood butterfly)
Lineage: Eukaryota; Metazoa; Arthropoda; Insecta; Lepidoptera; Nymphalidae
Exons: 7
Coding region: 1-927 (308 amino acids)
Biological process (GO): proteolysis
Molecular function (GO): serine-type endopeptidase activity
Source: RefSeq, a predicted model, not a curated record